This is a messenger RNA of Orbicella faveolata, 1645 nucleotides long. RefSeq lists its product as uncharacterized. NCBI's taxonomy places the organism in Eukaryota, Metazoa, Cnidaria, Anthozoa, Scleractinia, Merulinidae. The record is from RefSeq and is a predicted model, not a curated record.
AAACUUGGUGUAGCCGUGCAUUUUUCAGAGAUAAUUAGCCUCGAAUCUCGAACAACGAAAACAAAGAAGAAAAAUUAUUUCUUUACAGAUUUCUUAGAACUCGUCUUAACGUACACAAAAGGAGAGCUAGUUAUAAAGAUCUUUAAAGUGCCACUGAAACGAAAUUUUCGUAUAUGAGAUUUUUACAUAAUUUUGUAGUUUGAAACACGCUGAUUAUCGUGGGCUAAUUCGUUUUCGCCAGAAAAAAGGGGAAAGUUGUAUUUUUUAGGGUUGAAAACCGCAUUUUUGCUUCAAACCAUGUCCGGGCCCUGGGACCGAAUGAAAACGAUUGUUGACGUCACUGGUUGUAUUCAUCUCGCUAGCGUGGGUCUUUUCUCUCAUAUUGUUUGUAUUUAUACGGUCCGGCAUAAUGUCUGAAAACGAGCUUUCUACGGGUGAAUCUUCUUCCGAAGGGAGCGAAGACGUUUGCAGCAGUGAUGGAGAAGAUUAUUAUGUAUUUAAUGGUGAUUUUGCGCCGUACCAAGGCGAGCCCUUACCCGACUUUUCUCCAUUAACAAACCGUGAAGACGGUGAUAGCAAUGGCGGCGGCGAAGAUGAAGAAGACGAAGACGGUAUUUUGCCCUCCGUUUUGGAACAACGUUUCGAAGGACAAGUUCCUUUAGACAGUUGGUGUACGUGUGGAAAUUGCAAUGUGACACACUUAGCUGGGGCGCGUGAAUUUAGAUGCUGUUACGAAAUACUUCAGACGAGAGGGAAAUUUACAUUUAUCGGUCUCGAUGCGGAAUGCAUUUUGAACCAUCCCGACUUUUCUCCAUUAACAAACCGUACUGUUCUUGAGCAAGUUGGACCACUUCUUCGCGAUAAAGAUGGGCGACAUUAUCGAAGAAGGAAUGAUGCAGCUCAAAAUAAGUUUCUCAGAGCUGUGGUAUAUUGCUGGUUGGCUAGGUGGUUGUUUGGCCCUAUGGGAUGGGAAAACACGAGACCUUUGCCCUCGUGCAUCUACCACAGGAUAAGAUCAGAAUUCCAAACCCAUGAGACAACUGGCUACGUAUCUGGUCAGGAGCGAGCUGACCAGAAUGACUGAACUUUGAUCUUGUAUAGUUGUGGUGACAAUCUUUCUGAAGUACAUGCCUGUGAUAAUAACAAAUAGUUAAUUUCAGACCGAGAAAGAAGUUGUUGUUGACAUGUUCAGUUUCCUUUAGUUGUUUCAAAGAUUGCAAUUUUUUUAUUAUCUUAUCCCUCAAAUCUGAUGGUCUAAUUGUUAGAGGGAAAUGAAAGUAUUAUAUGAGCCUAGAUAGGUAGUUUACUUAGGUUGUAGGUUCACAUACAUUGUCAAGAAUGGGCAAGUACAUGUAAUAUUCAAAUAUAUUUUAUUUCUUGAUCAGAACCAAGUCUUGUGAUUGUUGAUGAAAACUGUUGCUUGCACACAUUGAGAAAUCUAACCGUACUACUAUAUAUGUAUAUAUAUAAAGAUGUCUGGCUUUCGUACAGUCACUGCCUGAAAUUUUUCAUUGCAAUCAAAUACAAGUUAUUUUUGAUUUAACUGAACAAAAUUUAUCGUGUUACAAAGAAUAAAAACAAGAACAAUUGCAGAAUUGUGAUCAUUAUUGUGACCAUAAUGCAGUGGAAAAAAGUGUAACCUGCC